UCUUAAAAAGCUACAAAGAAUACAUAUAAUUUUAUGGCUCGGAAAGGUAAUCAGCAGAAGAAUGGGACAAAAAGGGGUUCAGAGGCAGGUUAUCAUGCCCCCGAUGCAAAAGGAAGAGGAAAAGGAAGUGAGAUAAAGGUUUUCCCUGGAGAGGAACUACCAAAUGGUGAUCCUCUAGACAAUCCUUUACAAGAGAGUGUUAGCAAAGAUCAUCAGGUAGGGACUGAGAAUAGAUAUAGGCAGAAUUCUGAGAAAUCUGUGACAACAGAGAAGCAUGGAGAUGCAGCUGAGGCUCUUGGCCAAUCAAUAUCUUCUGGGAGUAAUUCGGGGGAUUGCAUUGAGAAUGCACCUUCAAAGGAAGCUUCAAGUGGAAGGGAACAAAAUGAAAUAUCACCUGAUGGGAACCUUCAUCUGAAACACAAAAAAGGAUUUUGGGGCUGCUUGCUGAAUGGUUUUCACCUUAAAGGUGCAAUUGAGAAUGUAGAGUUUUCAGAUAAUGUGUUGGUAAGAAAUGUGAGAGCAUCGGCUGCAUCCACCUUGAAAGUGAUAAGCCAGUGGCUGGAGAGCCAGAGGCCAAUUUUCAUUUCCCUAACAACUAACAUCUAUAAUACUCAAGAUCAUGUCAAAGUAAAGAUUGAGAGAUUGUACCCCAUUGUGUUGAAGUGGCUCAUGCAUUUUGGAAAUAUAAUGCUUCUGUUAUCAAUAGUCUGGUUGGACUGUACUCUUAGGGGCAUUGAUUCCUUCCUGCACAUGGGCACAACAUCUCUUUUUUCAGUUAUAUGGUUGAGUAUUUUCUCAGUGAUUGCCAUGGUUGGGAUGUUGAAGUUUCUUAUGGUCUUGGCCAUAGCUGCUCUGACAGCAGUUUUUGUUGGGUUUACUCUCGCAAUGUUGGUAGUAACUGUUUUUGGAACAAUUUUCCUUUGGUUUUAUGGAAGUUUCUGGACUACACUUCUUGUGAUCUUCCUUGGAGGAUUGGCAUUUUCAUUUAGCCAUGAGCGUCUUGCAUUAUUGAUUACCACUAUAUAUUCUGUAUAUUGUGCUUGGAUGUAUGCCGGAUGGCUUGGUUUGCUUUUGGCUCUAAAUCUAUCUUUUAUCUCAAGUGAUGCUUUUAUCUACUACCUAAAGAACAAUAUAAAUCAGCAAGCAAGACCUGAGGGAAACCCUGAACAAACCAAUGGAAUGCAUAGUCAACCAGGCUUCUUCAAUGAUGAAUCAGUGCAUGCUUCAUUCUCUGAAAAUGUCCCAGGGUUUUCGGCAGAUCAUGGUCCUGGGGUAGCUUCAACUAGUGGGAUUGAUACUGAGAUAACUUCUGAAGAUGAAGUUGCUCGAUUGUUGAACUGCAAUGAUCACUAUUCUGCAUUGGGUUUGUCACGAUAUGAGAAUGUUGAUGUUAAUGUACUGAAGCGAGAAUAUAGAAAAAAGGCAAUGCUGGUCCAUCCUGAUAAAAACAUGGGUAAUGAAAAUGCUGCAGAAGCUUUUAAAAAACUUCAGAAUGCAUAUGAGGUCUUACCUGAUUCCUUGAAGCGUAAAGCAUAUGAUGAUGAGCUUAGGAGGGAGGAGCUGCUAAACUAUUUCCGUAGUUUUCAAAAUGCUUCUCAAAAGAAUGGCAGACAUGGUUUCUUUUCCUCUGGAUUUUCACGGUCAGAGGCUGAUGGGGAGGAACCAUUUGGAGAAUCUAGGCCAAUUGCCUGCAAAAAAUGCAGUAACUUUCAUCUCUGGGUACACACCAAGAAAUCAAAAUCUCGAGCAAGAUGGUGCCAGGAAUGCAAAGAUUUUCAUCAAGCAAAAGAUGGAGAUGGAUGGGUUGAGCAAUAUUCGCAACCCUUCUUUUUUGGGUUAUUGCAGAAGGUGGAUGCUCCCUCUGCCUAUGUAUGUGCUGAUAGCAAGAUAUAUGAUGCUACUGAAUGGUAUAUUUGUCAGGGAAUGAGAUGUCCACCGAACACGCAUAAGCCAAGUUUUCAUGUAAACACUAGUGUGACAUCCAAGCAUAAUACCAGCAAGGGAUCUAGUUCAGGGCAGAGAGGUGGAAGGAUACCAACACCUAAUCUGGAAGAAACCAUGACAGAGGAAGAAUUCUUGGAGUGGUUACAGAAUGCAGUACAAGCAGGCAUGUUUGACAAUUUUACUGGUAGUACCUCUGCUGAGAGCCCAUUUGCCAAAGCAGGAAGUGGCUCCAAGACUAGUGGCAGCAAUAUGAGUGGUGGCAGUGGAAACAAAAAAAAGAGAAAAGGAAAGAAACAAUGGUGAGCAGUCAUCAUGAUUUGUAACACCCUGAUUCUCUCGAGGGAUAACCAAUUUUUGGCCGUGCAAAAGUGAUUGCCUCUGUAAAACUUAAAUCCAGCGCCAUAAAACUUGAGCAUAUGUCAUGCAGAUUUUGUAUAGCAUUUUAUCUUCUUCCUAUCUUUUCUUUUUCCCUCAGUUUCCUCAAAUAAUUAGAUAUGGAGCGUCAUACGAAUAUGAAAUAGAUUUGGCAAAGCCUGGAGGUUAAUCAUCCUGGUGAUAGCAUUACCAAAAAUUUACAGUGGCAUAGUUUCAUUUUCUUUCUUUGUCUAACUUCUUUAUAUCCUUUGAGGUCUAAUGAAGUUAAAACUGUCUGGAAAAGACAGAAGACAAUAUCAUAUAGCCUUAGGAGCUGUUUUGUUUUUAAAGCCUUGCCUGUCUGGAGAAUCUCACAAUGGAAAUCAGUGGGUUCUGAUCAGAGCCUUAGCUCUUACCCUUUAAACACACAUCAAUAAUGGGUUAAUACACGUUUUAUUGAUGAAAAUGAAAUUUACACAUGAAAACCACUAGUGUUGGUGGAUGCUACAUAUUUUAUGGGACAUGUAUAUUUUAUGAUAGGAUGCUGCAGCAUUAAUGGUGCUCCAGCAAUAACACCUGAAACCCCCAAGUCAAUAGCAUUCAAUGUCAUAUCCUUGCACAACCAUUAAUAGAACAUUUGAGCUUAAUGUGAACUUAAAUAUGUGGCAUUAUCUGUUAC
Messenger RNA from Durio zibethinus, 2977 nucleotides. RefSeq lists its product as uncharacterized. NCBI's taxonomy places the organism in Eukaryota, Viridiplantae, Streptophyta, Magnoliopsida, Malvales, Malvaceae. The record is from RefSeq and is a predicted model, not a curated record.